AUGAAGUUUUCGGAUGAAAACAGCGAUUCCGAUGAUGAGGAUGACGUGUAUCUACUACACAACUUGGCAGAACAAGGCCAUGUUGAUCGUUUGCAUUCACUAUUGCCGCUGUCAUCCGCAGCUUCUAUCCCUACUCCUCGCUUGAGCGUCCUCUCGAGCGAGACGAGUCUCCUAGAAAAGGACGACAUGGGAUUUCUACCACUGCACGUGGCUGUAAUACACCAACAAGUCGAUUUUGCGCUGCAUUUGCUACGCUACUCACCUGCACUUACGAGCGCAAUGCUGCGACUGAAAGGAGGAGACUUUGGUACCCCUAUUUUGCACUUAGUUUUGCGAGUUGGAGCCAUAAAUUCCUCGUGCAGUGAGAAGUUGAUGAAUGAGCUCUUUCCUAGAGACAAGCAGGAAGAGAAUAGCGAAUUCUACGGAGAUGACAUGCGUAUUCUGUUGUUUGAAAAAAUAGCGGAGAUAGACGACGAGGGCAGUACCGUGUUUCAUCUGUGUGCUCGUUAUGACUUAGUAGCGUGUAUGGAUAUGCUGACCUCGUUUUACGAGCGACAAUUUUCUGUGCUUGCUGAGGAAAAGCACAAUGUAUCGGAUUUAAAGACGCUGUUGGAAAAAGGCAACAGGGUAGGAUUUCGGCCAUUACACGAAGCCAUGAAGUACCAAGCAGCGGGUGUGGCUAAAAUGCUUGUGAGUAAAUAUAACGUGGACCUUAACCUUGUCACAUCAUUGCACCAAACACCGGUACACGUCGCGGCGCUUGUCAAUUUUACUGAGGGUUUCGAGAUCUUACGACAUUCGCCCCGAAGUAUCGCAUCCACUUUGACUUAUAAGGAUAUAUAUGGAUUCACUGCUGCUCAAGUGGCUCACAAUUGUGAAUAUUAUGCGCUCGAAAAGUGUUUACUCGAGGCAGAAAGAGGCAAAGAGUAUGUUGUGGAAGUGGCUAGUCAGGAAACAUUUGGUGCUCAAACUGUCCAUACGCAGUUCUUCUUUCACCCUGAAGCAUGGAAGCAUUUGCCGAUGGCAUACCAUAGACGUGGUGGACCUGAUCUUCCUCCAGAAAACCCCGAACGAAUUAACACAUUGGUUGACCCAGUAUUUGGAAUUCUUCGCUCACGUGAAUUUAAAAGAAAAGACGUAAAAUGGGAGGAAGAUAUCGAGCGUGCUGACAUUGCCGAUAUUUUACGGGUGCAUGAAUAUAACUAUGUCGACCUUUUGCGUCAGAAUUGUGCAUCUCUUGCUACCUUUGUUGGUAAUGAGAAGCAUAACACUUCUAAAUUCGGCUUAAGUAAUCACAUACUUCCAGACGAGGCCAACUCAGCGGUAUCUUGCAGUCUAGAUGAUGCCGGGAAACGCCCUACCACAUUUAUGUUAGAUUCGGAUACUGCUUUGUCAGCUUGCUCUUACGAUGCAGCCAUACGUGCCGCUGGAGCCGUGUGCAAAGCGGUUGAUGAAGUCAUAGCAGGCAAGUGCAGAAAUGCUUUUUGUAUUGUGCGACCACCUGGCCACCACGCUGGACCUGUGGGUAAAGUCGUCUGUGAGAAUGACCCUGAAGGAAGUUUAGGUUUCUGUCUUUUUAAUAAUGUGGCCGUUGGUGCUGCAUACGCACGCGCACACUUCAAGAAUCGCGGUAUAAAUAAGGUCGCUAUCCUCGAUUUUGACGUGCAUCACGGGAACGGCACCGAAGAGAUCGUGCGACAGUUGGUGCCAUCUGUAAAAGAAUUGAGCUACAUGACGCCAUACGGCACUGGAAAGCAAAUUGUGCAUCAAUACAAACCCUGGCGCACUGAAAAUGAUUCGAGCAAUGUUUUCUUUUGUUCAGUGCAUGGAUACGGCCACAAAGAUCCAGAAAAUAAGGAAAUUCUGGAUGAAGGGGAGACUCGAGGCUGGUUCUUCCCUGGAUCUGGUGGCUCGAGCGUCAAAGAGAACCCCAUGAUCUGGGACGAAGGCCUACCAUUUUGUCGUGAAGGUUCACCCGCUUCGCGUCUCAAAUGGCGCUGUGCAUUUCGAGAUCGAGUUUUACCCAAAUUGUGUAAAUUUCAACCGGAUUUAAUUUUUUUGUCAGCCGGAUUUGAUGCCCAUAAGAAAGAGCUUGUGAAUUGGGGGUACGGGUCGCUGUUAGAGCAAGAUUACGAGUGGCUGGUGGACCACGUAAAGCAAGUGGCAAACACGUGUUGUGAAGGUCGACUGAUUUCUGUCCUUGAGGGUGGCUAUAACUUUCAUGGCCGUAUGGUUUCACCCUUCGCGCGCAGUGUCGCGGCUCAUACACGCGCGCUCAUUAAUCCUUCACGAGAGCGCUGGAAUGAAGACAAAAUUUCAAAGGAAAGCGCUUACGAACAAGCAUUACUGGCAAAGUAUCUGAUGCCCGCUGGGGCUUCAGUUACAGGCUUGACUAUGUUACAAAAGAAGAAACGUGACAAGAGCAAGACGACAAUGAUGCGGGGCAAACGCUUGAGGAAAGAGGUGGAUUACGUGGCACUGGCUAAGGAACUGGCACUUCAACAAUCCGAGCAAGAGCUCACUAAUUAG
This is a messenger RNA of Plasmopara halstedii, 2529 nucleotides long. RefSeq names its product histone deacetylase. The transcript has a single exon. The record is from RefSeq and is a predicted model, not a curated record. Gene Ontology annotation, molecular function: protein binding. Bases 1 to 2529 code for a protein of 842 amino acids. Lineage: Eukaryota; Oomycota; Peronosporomycetes; Peronosporales; Peronosporaceae.